This is a messenger RNA of Thermothielavioides terrestris NRRL 8126, 531 nucleotides long. RefSeq lists its product as uncharacterized. The record is from RefSeq and is a predicted model, not a curated record. NCBI's taxonomy places the organism in Eukaryota, Fungi, Ascomycota, Sordariomycetes, Sordariales, Chaetomiaceae. The coding region runs from base 1 to 531 and encodes 176 amino acids. The transcript has 2 exons.
AUGGGGUUCUGCCAACGGCGAGCAGCCGGCGCCAAGUUCACGGUAACGACUGCAGAUUCACUGAUCCUCGCGCGGAACUUCCGGCUCGGGCGUCAACGUCGGGUCCUUGUGCCAUGUAAAUCACGUCCGGUUGAGGAGCUCGGCUGCCAGUGCCGCGUCGCAGCACUCUGGGCGCACUCACACCCAGCUCAUCAGGUCAAAGACGUAGCCGAGCGCCCGGGCCUCGGAUACCGUCUCCGAAGCGUCGCAGUCGCACAUGUCAUCAGCAGCAGCGGCGGGGAGUGCAAGGUUGAGAUCGAGCCGAGGUAUCCCGCGUGGCUGUUCAGGAGCUUCAUCGUCGCUCCCCCGUUUUCCGACUCGCUGCUGGACCUGGAUGGACGUUCCGGCGAGAGGCUCUUUGAGCGUGUGAAUGCUGGCAUCGUGACGCUGGCGCGCAACGGAGAGAAAUGGACUGCAAUUUCAGGAAGGGAACUGCUGAUGGGAGAACAACAGUCAGCGACAGAGGCCGGCGAUGCUGCAGAUAACGAAUGA